GACAAUCCAAACAGUGAUGAACUGGGAUACCAUUGAGCGCUGUAUGUUUUCGUUCUUGUAAUUUGUGGACUCUUUGAUUCUCGAGAAAACUUGGGCAAGAGCUCGACAUAUGUUGUUUGCUGCUAAGUUAAGAUUGUGAUUUGUGAGGCUAUUUCGUAAUUUUCUUUGCCAUUUGUAUUUUGGGUGUUCAACCAAUCAUGGCAUUAGGGAUGUCUUUUAUGCGUCUAUUGCCUUUCCUCAAUACUAUAAUCCAAAAGACGGAUCCCGAAUACAACUUGCAUAACACUCUCGUCCAAUGCUGCACCAAAUCACCCGCCUUCUCAACUGCUUCCAGCUGCGAAAGAGUUCGCCAUUGCUGGCAUCCAUUGGCUCUAUCCUUUCUCGUUUUGCAAUUGAGCAAAUCACGUGGGAUCUGCAAAAUCAAAGGGAGGUCAAGUUUUUCCAAAGCCAGGUUAGAUACUUCUCAUCCUACUGCGGAUAAUUUGGCAAACUUGGUUGUAAUCGUCGCUGCCCGUUUUCUGGAUGAGAUGGAAUUGGAUUUAACCUGAUGUUCUUGAAUGUGGGUUUCAUCAGUGGAUGAGGUGGCAAUCUUUCUGUCCUAGUAUUAUAGUCUUUGAGCAACAAUACAUCGACGGUAGAUGAAUUCUACAUCUGCUUGUAUCCUUAUAAAUUCCUUUCACCAGUUGUUUGGGUACUCUAUUAUUUUGACCAAUGUGUUAGUGUUGUUCGAAAUAGCUACGCGAUGAAGCACCUUUUCCCCCC
This is a messenger RNA of Rhododendron vialii, 762 nucleotides long. RefSeq lists its product as uncharacterized. The record is from RefSeq and is a predicted model, not a curated record. The transcript is spliced from 2 exons. The coding region runs from base 198 to 548 and encodes 116 amino acids. Lineage: Eukaryota; Viridiplantae; Streptophyta; Magnoliopsida; Ericales; Ericaceae.